Messenger RNA from Naegleria gruberi, 2442 nucleotides. RefSeq lists its product as uncharacterized. The record is from RefSeq and is a predicted model, not a curated record. The transcript has a single exon. NCBI's taxonomy places the organism in Eukaryota, Heterolobosea, Eutetramitea, Acrasida, Naegleriidae. Gene Ontology annotation, molecular function: glycosyltransferase activity. The coding region runs from base 1 to 2442 and encodes 813 amino acids.
AUGAAUGAACGAAAGAAGCCUUCAAAUCAUCACAAUCAUCAUACUUUGGAAUCAUUGAGGGAAUUAUUAAAAUUAUUAAUCGAAUUUAAAUAUUAUCAUCAUUACGAUCAUGAUGAUGAAAGAGCGAAUGAUAACAAAUUGCUCAAUGAACAUUCAAGAAUGAUGAUGGAAAGAAUUGAAUUCCCUCUCCGAAUUUAUGUUUAUCCACUGAGUGAAAAUGGAAAGCAAAUGUAUGAGAGAACUAUAGACAUGUGUAAGAAUCAUUCCUUUGAUAAUGAGGAAAUGACCUUCUUUCCACAUGCCUAUAUUGAUUGCUAUUUAAUUGAUUUUAUCAUGUUGAAUACUUCUAAUUACUAUGAUGGAAAUUUGAUAAAAAGAGUGAAUAAUAUUGAGGAGGCAAAUAUUGCAUACAUUCCAAUUCCUCUCGUAAUGAAUUUCUAUGAUAAUAUUAAAAAGGAGGGAGAGAAGGAUUUUCUAAACUUGACAGAAAAGAUUAAAUCUGAUUUUUACAAUGAAAUGAUUUACAAUACUGAAAUGGAAGAUAAUUUUGAAAAAGUUCCACAUUUUGUAACGUAUUCCUUUGUUUCGUAUAGACUUUCAUUUAGUGGAAUUCCAAAACAGGUUAAAAUUGUAACGUUGGAAAAUGUGGCAAUUAGUGGUUCACCACAGAAUGCUUGGUAUGAUAAUGGAUGUCAAGAUAGAUGCCUCACCAUUCCAUAUGCAACCAUUUUUGAUUGGCCAUCAGCAUAUAAUGAAAGUUCUAACACUCUCUAUGCAGAGGAUUAUACACACAAUUGGAAGAAUAGACCCUAUCUUCUCUCAUUCAUUGGUUCAUUGAAUAGAACUGAAAUUCUAUUCACUCAUAGAUAUCAUCUUGUGACCAAGUUGAGCGAAUUCAGAGGUAGAUAUUUUCAUACAUUCAAGGAAUCAAUUUCUACGAGUAGUAAUAUUGAAAUUUAUGGAAAAUCCAAAUUUUGUUUACAACUUCAUGGAGAUACACCAACUAGAAAUGCAUUCUAUGAAUCCUUGCUCAUGGGUUGCAUACCAGUCAUUACUGAGAAGACAUUUAUUAGUUAUCGAUCACUUUUUGGAUAUUUAUUACCAGUUGAGGAAUUUACAAUUGUAAUUGAUAACAAGUAUGCUGAAGAACAUGUUCCUGUAAAGGAAAUUAUUGAGAGAUUGAAUCAAAUUGAUAGGAAUGGUGAAUAUUUGAGAAUGUUGAACAUUUUCAAAUCCAUUUCCUUUUUCCUUCGAUACAAACAUGCUCAAUCAUCAAAUCUACUUGCUAUUCUAUCUAUCUUGAGUGCACAGAUACCACUUUCAAUUCCUCCAAGAUAUAACAAUCGUCCCAGAGAUGAACAACAUGACAAUUUUAAUCCUAUUGAUAUAUUUAUGGGAAGACCAAUUGAAAAAGUUUACAAGUGGAUGAAUUUAUCAAUUCCUAAAUUUAACAUGACAAUGAAAAUGGAAAAUUGUGGAGAAUUUACUUGUAAAAUUUACAUUCCACAAUUCUAUCAUGAAUUAACAAUUGAUUCCCUAUCAACACAUAAUAGCAUUGAUCAUUUACCAACUCUAAUGGAAUUUGCACUUAUUCAACGAUUGAAGAAUGAAAAUAUUCUCACCAGCAAUACUGAACAUGCCAAUUUGAUAUUCUAUCCAUUUAAUCUCAAUGUGAUAUUCAAUCAACAUGUAUUGGAUCAACAAGUGAAACAAGUUGGAAUUCAGAAGAAGGGAUUUCUCAUUAGCAACAACACUGGAAAUGAACAAAUACCAAAAAUUAUUGAAAAUCUAAACAAAAUUCAAUCCAUUUUCAAUAAUUUCACCAUUUAUACAUUAUCACCACAUGCAAUUGAGCAAAAGAAUGUGAAAACUCUACCAUUCACAACCAUUGAACUUUUUGAUUCCAAUUUCCAUCAAAUUUCCACUUCUUUCAAUAGAAAUUCUCUACUUUGUCAAUUAAUUGAAGAAAAUUUCAAUGGGGAGGAAAAUCAAAUUGCGGAAAUGUUGGAAAUUCACUUUGGAAAUGAUUAUCCACAUUUAUUCUCUAAAAAGGUCAAUUCGAUCGAAUUACUGAACUGUACCUAUGUCAUCAUGUCAAAUGUAAAUCCAUCAAAAUUAUUACAUCAAUCAAUUCGACAUGGCUCAAUACCCAUUUCUUUAAAUUCCAAUAAUCAGGACCUUAAUGCAUUAUUACCACAUCAAGUUAUUGAUCGAUCUCAAAUAAUUCUUGAAAUUCCAAAACCAAUUCAAAAACUUUACAAAAAUUUGGAAUUUUUCUCAAAUUGGCUGAUUCGAUUUUUACAAAAUAUUUCACAUGAAGAAAUUCAAGCAAGAAGACAAGCAAUGACAAAGUUAAAAAGUUAUUUUAAUUUAUCGAAUGAAAAACAUGGUGGUAAAUAUGAUUUAGCUGAUCUUGUCUUGUGUUCCCUUAACUGUCACUAA